Penicillium pulvis is the source of this 3936-nucleotide messenger RNA. RefSeq names its product putative VPS9 domain protein. The record is from RefSeq and is a predicted model, not a curated record. Gene Ontology annotation, cellular component: late endosome; plasma membrane; early endosome. The coding region runs from base 1 to 3936 and encodes 1311 amino acids. The transcript is spliced from 3 exons. NCBI's taxonomy places the organism in Eukaryota, Fungi, Ascomycota, Eurotiomycetes, Eurotiales, Aspergillaceae. Gene Ontology annotation, biological process: early endosome to late endosome transport. Gene Ontology annotation, molecular function: guanyl-nucleotide exchange factor activity; phosphatidylinositol binding; SNARE binding.
AUGCACCCUCUAAAUCCUUUUCUCCGAGCCUUCUUUCGAAGCACUGUUCCGGGGCAGUGUAUACCCGUGGAGAAUCAUGUACUUCUUGUCCCUACGACGGAUUGCCUGGUCGGCUCACGGGACCGGGAGUCCAAUUUGUACUACUCGGAUCUCGUCGCGUCGGAGGAGUUUCUAGGGAGCCACGUAUUACGAAUUCCGCUCAACACAGGCUCGAAAGAUGGAAAAGAGGACUCAAAUGUGCGCGACAAUAGAGGAAAAGCAAAGCAAGUCACAACAUUCAAUGGGAGGACGGUAAUCAUUAAGGAGAACUCGGUCUACAGCAACAAAGGUUUCAAGUCUCUCACUCAAGCCCAACUCUUGUCCGACGCCUUAUAUUAUACACCCUCGAGCGAGUCGCGACCAUGGCUCAUAUACUACAUCUCACGUCCUUUAAUCGGGACCUUUGAUCCCGCCAGGAUAGUUCCCGCUGCAGUGCCAGGGACCAACACAAAGACGAUCGAGUCGCCCCCUCCCGAUAAGAAGACCGUGAAUAGACAGUCCAUCGGGACACCGCCAAAGCAAGAAAUCAAAUCUUUCGGCGAGCUGUUGGCCAAUUUCCCCAUGAUCGCAAGGCAGAUGCAGCCUGGUCUAGAAAGGUUAUUUCGGGAGUUUGGUAAAGAACUGGGCAAGCCGCUGCCACCGCCACCUUCGAGAUCGCCUUCAGCUUCUGGUAGCGAAAAUGAGCACAAAUUAUCCCGCGCCGAGACUUUGAUAGAUGAGAGUUCAUCUAUCCGUAGUUGGUCAUCUCGCCGUGGACGCCUACCAUUCAACUCAGAAGAAUAUUUUGAGGACGACGAAGAUCUCAUGAGGCGGAGCUUGGAGACCGCCGUAACCGCCGCUAUUGAUCUCUUCCGGUUGGUCGACAAGCAGCAAUUAUCUCUCCUUGGUGCCACAACCGAUCUUACUGGCCCUUUGGUAGAGCGACUUAUUGAGCGAUAUGUCGCGGAGCAAGUUCACCAGCCGCUACUGUUUCCACGUCUUUGUGCUUUCCGGCAGCCCGAGGAUUCAGAGUUAGACUCCAGGAUCCGACAUAUGGAAAGCAUCGACGUGACUCAAGUUGGGAUCAGCGUUGAAGGAGGACGUGAAGGUAAAAGAGAACUGAUCCGCCGGCUCGGGCGAGCCGUGGAAGAGUUCAGAAAGAUGGGCGAUGCCAGAAGUCCACAUGAAAUGCUCAAUACCCUGCUAGAAACGGUCAAAGUCAUAUCCUAUCCUGGGAGUUAUAAUCAACUAGACGGGCUCGGAUCUGAGAAAGGGCGAUCCCCCAUCACUAUCAAUGCGGAUGUCUUGGUUUCAUUGCUGUUGGUUGUCGUGAUCAGAUCUCAGAUUCGUCAUCUGCAAGCCCGCCUACUUUACAUGCAACACUUCAUUUACAUCGAUGACGUGGAUAGUGGUGAGAUGGGCUAUGCGCUGAGCACUUUCGAGGCAGUCUUAAUGUACUUGGUCACUGAUUCCGCUGGUCUUCGUCGCGCAAGUGUGAGAAACCGACGGUUAUGGCAAGCUACCAAAGCCGGUCGAGUUUCGGACAUGAAGAGCAUUCUCGAGCCUAAUGGGGACCACGAUUCUAUCGACGAAACUAUUUCUCACCAGCCCGAGCGCAAGUCAGUCUUCUUUCAAACCGACAGCAUUGAGGACCUCGAAGAGUCUCCCUUUGAGACAUCUUCAAUGUAUAGCAACUCAGUCUGUACAAAUGGCGAGCCAUUCCCAUCGCUUGACAUUCCUGCUUCUGAAGCACCGCCCCUAUCGCACGUGUUCCCAUUUCAAACUUGGGAUGGGCCGUCAGCUGUAAGGGAUCUUAACAGGCCCGUGAAAAAAGUGUCUAUGGAUGUUCGCAGCAUGUCAGAGUCAUCGGCUGUCUCCUUCCUCUCUCGAACCACUACCAUUGGGUCAAUGGCGAGCGGCAUUGAGGGCGAUAGCUCCAUUGAAACUAUGACUAAGACUCAAGAUCCUGCUGGCGAUUCGAUACCUAUGAUGGCCGUAGGAAGACGCCAAACAGAAGCAUUGAAAUAUUUGCUGAGCCUCGAAGAAUAUUAUCCUUUGGAAGAUAUACUCGAAGACACAAAUGCUGAUGGGACCACUCUACUCAACGCUGCUGUGCAGCUUGCACACUGCGAGAUUGUUGAGAUUCUCCUGGAUUUCCUUUUUAGCAAAACCGAUGAUAGUGUGAUUGCGAAGUACCUGACCAAGUCUGACGUCCAUGGUCGAACCGUGGCCCAUUAUCUUUUCAGCACGCCUUCUCUUCUGGCCCGGCUUGGUGGCCUUCUUCCCUGGCGACAAAAGGACAAGCAUGGGCAAACACCGCUUUUUGCACUCUGUCGAUCGUAUGAUCACCCCGAGUACAAGCGCAUGGUUCAGUCUGCCUUGACGGCAGCACAGAAGGCACAAGGUAAUGGAAAACCUUUGCAACUGGAUGACCAUGUCGAUGCCAAGGGUAACACGCUUCUCCAUAUUGUGGGUGAUCCUGAAAUAACCACUCGGAUCCUCCAGGAGAGUGAUUGUGACCCUAAUGCUACAAAUGACAAGCGAUUUACCCCACUGAUGAUGGCUAGCAAGUAUGGGCGUGUGGAUCAAGUUCGGAUUCUUUUCUUGGAUCCACGAGUCGAUGUCCAUGUCAAGGAAGCUCGGGGAUUGACAGCCGUCGAGCUUGCAAAAGACGAUGAGGUCCGAAAUAGAAUUGACGACUUGAUUUUGCUAUCGCACCCACCAUCAACACUGGGUGACCCGUCGGGCCGUGUCACUACUGUGGUGCGAUCUUUCUUUGUUGAAGAUGCAACGGUGCGAUUUAUUCUCAAGUCUGGCGCACCACACGCACAAACGUCGGACUCGGUAGCAUCUUCUCGGCCAGGCUCGACGACUUACACUGUCACCACAUGUCGUCGAAGCUUCCAAGAUUUUGAAAAUCUUGCUAAAUGGCUCUCCGUGGAGCAUCCCGCUUCCUAUGUACCGUCUCUUUCUGAUUUCCGGAAUCCAUUCCAGAUUCACUCCAAACCAUCUCGGUCCGUGCUUCAUGAUCUACAGGAAAAGCUCGAUCGGUUCUUGAAGACUCUUCUGACACAUCCCACCUUCGCUACCCACGAGAUGCUCUGGGAAUUCUUCCUUGUGCCAGAACUGCAACCGGAGAUGAUGGCAGAUAGAUCUCGCAGCAAGGCAGCGGUGUUGACCGAAACCAUCGCAGAUGACUUCGCGCCUAUCUCGCUGGAGGGCAUGCGUGAUACAGAGCAAUUUGUAUCUCAUGCGCAAGAUAUGGUGCGCGGCGUACACGUUAACACGCGCAGCCUGAUCCGACGUGGACAUGCACUUCAAAACAGUACCUCGGAUAUGGCGGACGCUGUGUCACUCUGCUCAUCUGUCCUCUCCACUCUCCAAGAACCUACAAAUGCUCUCCCGAAAUCCUACAUCGAAGCGUUCACCCGCUACGGUACCUGCCUCUCCACUUCUAGCUCGGACUCCUCCCCACUUCUCCACUAUCUUGCCGCACUCACAGCAAUUGACAACACCACCGCCGCCAUCCUCACAUCUCUCUCCCGCCCUCUCUCCCUCAUGUCAGACCUUACCUCCACAAAUCGAACUAUCGCACGCUCUCGCUCCUCUCUUCUAUCCUCAUCCCUCCCUCGCAAAUUCAACAUCAAUCUCCCCGGCUUCGAAGAGUCACGACAGAAAUCGGCCCGUGACCUGGAACAGAAGAUCGGCGACGGCGAAGUCGAGUCAGCCCGUCUCGCGAGGGAAGUCUCGUGGAAUAAAGACGUCGUCGUAGGCGAGUUAGCCGGGUGGACGACAUGGCGCGAGAAGGUCGGUCGCGAGGCCAUCCGCGCAUUCGUCAAAAACACCCUCGUCCGUGAAAAAGAGCGCGGAAAGCGCAUGGAGCGCUGCCUGCGUAGCGUGCGAGAGAUGAAGCCAUGA